AUCGAUUUGUGUCAAAUUUUGAACCGAUCCGAGUUGGGACAGCAAAAUUUAUUAAUUUAUAUAGAUUAUUAAUUUAUCGAGUAUUAAUUUGUAGAGGUUGUACUGUAUAUGAUUAUUUCGGAAACAUCAAUAAUUUCUUCUUCUACAAAUGUUCGUUUGAAAAGAACAUACAAGAGUUGAAGGGAAUCUUAUUACAGAAUGCCCUAGCUAUGGCUAAUAAUACGUUCGAAGUCCAAAACGACCGAGUGAUCAAGUGCCGGCCAUCUCCAGAGUCUGACGACUCGGAGAAUGUAAGUGUUGGGUCUAAAUUAUUAAACCAAAUGGGUAAAAUAAUCUAUAACUAAUAAAAGGAAGAUAUCCUACUCAAUCAGACUGUCUACGUAGGCAAUUAUAACCAACCAAUCAGAGAGUGUUUUUUUGCCAUGUCAAAUGUGUGUUGCUUACCUUGGGCCUUGACCGUGUUUUAAUAAAUCGUGACUGAUACGAAUGGGCCUCAAGCCCAUCAGACCAUACCAAGGCACAGACGGCGAUCAACCCAUUAUUAGCUCUCCCAUUUGCAUUUCUCGAACCCUAAUAACCCAAAAAAAUUCUUCAUCCGAUUUUGCGAUUCUUCAAUCUUCAUCCCCUCUGACGAUUCUUUAUCCCUUUCCUCUGACUCUUCUUUGUUCCGUUUCACGAUCUAAACAAUCAAUACAUCCUCCACUCCCUUCUAUCUUUACUCUCAUUUAUGGAUUCGUUUUUCUUUUCCCCUUUGGAUUUUGUUUAUAAAGCUCUUAGUCCGCCUUUUCUACUUCGGAUUUUGUUUAUACAACUCCUGAUUCGAGUUUUAUUUCGAUUAAGAUUCUCUGCCAUGAGUUCCAACGGGAAAUCCACCUCCGAGAAACCAAAAGGCGUUGAGAUUGACUCCUCUACCGGAUCGAUCAAUCUCAUUGGAACGCCAUAUGUCUCUUCCAGCCACACUAUUAGCGAACCCCACUCGAAGCAAGGUAAAGGCGAGGCGUCGAUCACUUCCGGUCUGACCAAACUCAGCGGCAAGACCUCUGUUUCUUCCGGUGUCUUGAUCGGCGUACCCAAAUCGAGAAACCCCAAUGGUGAGAACUCUUAGCAUUUACUUAUGAACUUAAAGAGUCCGUUUGAUUACCUUACCAAAUUAGAGGGUCUAAAGCUUUGAGGUUUAAAACUAUAGAGUCUGUUUGAUUGCCUUAACAAAUAGAAAGUCUAAAGCUUUGAUCUUUAAAAGAACGAGAUGAAUAAGAUUAUUUUUUGGUUUAAAACUAUAGAGUCUGUUUGAUUGCCUUAACAAAUAGAAAGUCUAAAGCUUUGAUCUUUAAAAGAACGAAAUGAAUAAGAUUAUUUUUAUGGUAGAUAGUUUUUAUACUACAUAAAAUAUAAAAGUAUAUGAGACUGUGGUUUGGAUUUAGUUUCCUUUUUCUUGAUGGUAACGUGGGUGUUACUAUGCAGGUAUGAAGAAUGGUGUCUCUUCAGGUGUUAGAGGGAAAGCCGUUGUCUCCUCUGGCGGCAAGGGAAAAGCCAUUGUCUCGGCCGAAGUGGUGGCUUUCAGAAGUGUGAAAUACGGAUCUCAUGAUGGCGAGCUGAGGUUUCGGUUGAUCCAUUUUUGGGAAGCUCGGAAUGUUGUGACAAAAGUGCUUAUAGGUCUCGAGAUGCUUCUUAUCGACGAAGAGGAAACUGUCAUCCAGGGUUUCAUCCCAGCUGGGAGGAUAGACACUUAUUUGCCACACAUGAGGGCUGGUGGGAUUUACAGACUCAACACUUUUUACGGGUCUAACAACAAGACUUUGUAUCGUGUUGCGGAGUCAAGUUUCACCGUCACAUUCUCAACGACUUCUGUCCUCUCUGAUCUAGAUGACAGUUUGGUAUGUUUCCCUGAGGAUCGUUUUAGGUUCCAUGGAUAUGAGGAGUUCGAUGCUGCUUGCGACUUGAAAGGAGACCUUUAUGAUUAUAUUGGCCAUAUCAAGCUUGUGAAUGGGCAGGUUCUCGGUGACAAUCUCGUGCUAGAUGAUGCAGAUAUAGCUUCUUCGCGCAGAGUUAUGCUCCAUGUUCAAACACAUGACGGUCCGGUGAUGAAGUUGUACCUAUGGGACAAGGCUGCCUCUGAAUUUUGUGAGAGAUUCAAAGCAUCUGGGGGAACUGCACGUGUUAUUUUAGUCACUACCUUGAACCCAAAGCGUCUUGGAGGUGCUCUGGCUCUAUCUUCCAUGGCGCCAUCACGUGUGUUUUUGGACACUGAUGUCCAAGCAACCCGAGAUUAUCUCAAUUGGUAAUCUUUCAUUUAUUUAUAAAUUGUUAAUCCUUAUUCCAUCAGUGUUUUUUUGAAGUUUGUUCGUUGGCUUCAGGAUGAACACGAAUCUAGAUGUUGCUAACAGAGUUAACGCAGACAUUGUCACUAAAACUGAAACAGUGACCAUAGGCGAGCUAUUUUCUUAUAUGAAGCAGGAAGAUGCGAAGGUUGUUCCGUACUAAUUCGUAACACAUCUAAUAUGAUUAUCUUGGUUGCUUAUUAAAUCGUUUAGCGUUUUGCAGGUUGCUUGGUUUAAGUGCAUAGCA
This is a messenger RNA of Brassica napus (rape), 2565 nucleotides long. RefSeq lists its product as uncharacterized. The coding region runs from base 1464 to 2282 and encodes 272 amino acids. The record is from RefSeq and is a predicted model, not a curated record. NCBI's taxonomy places the organism in Eukaryota, Viridiplantae, Streptophyta, Magnoliopsida, Brassicales, Brassicaceae. The transcript has 5 exons.